AUGACUCCUGCCGAGGAGGACUUCUUGCUUGCAGCAUGUCGCGUGCUGCAGUCCAUGGACGAAAAGGGGGACUUUGUUCUGCCAGUUGGCUGCUGGCGAGAGCUUCUUCAAGAGCUGGAGUUGUCGGAGGACAGCGAUGCUGCUUGCUUUCUGAUGGACUUUGUGGAGCCCUUCAGCAAGGGCUGCUUCACUUAUGCUCCGCUCAUGGAGGCUUUGCAGGCGACAGAAGACAACGAGACGCAAGCGCCAGCCCCAGCAGCGGCACCGGGCUACGGCGUCGCCAGAGGAGACAUGGUGGAGGAUGCUGCCCAGACAUCAUCUGGCUAUCCGGACCCUUUGCAGAACACGGCUGCAAUCGAUGCUGGACCAAGACCAGGAGGAAGCUCACACUUCCCAUUUCCGACGUCGCCUUCGGGUAUGAGCCCGACCGAUGAGAGGCCCGCGGCGAUGCAGCCUUCGCCAAGGGCAGCAAUUCCGACCAAGGAGGCCUUGCAAACCCAAGAUCUCCCUGCAGAGGUCGUCGACGAGGCAUUCUGGCAGAGGUGCGGACCCUCAAUUCAACGUCUCUUCUUCCAGUGGGAUUGCAACCAGUUGACAAAUCCGGCCUUCCAGGGGCAUAUGCAGCGGCUACUGGGCACAGGCGUGGAUAUCAGUCAUCCCGAGAGCGAGUUCCUUCGAUUGAUCAACAAGCAUCUGUCCGCGCGUACCAUGAAGUUUGCUUCGUUGAUGUCAGCACUCCGACGCGAUGCGCACAACACGGCCGCCAGGCAGACAGGGGGCUCCUGCAUCUAUGCCGCCAGCUCCUAUGCAGGGUCAGCUUACGAACCAAGCGAAGCUGGCUCGGAGGCGUCUGCAGCUGGUCGCCCCUCGCUAGGCUUGGAUGGUUUCUCGCGCGGCGGACGCAGGCACUUCAACACCCGAACUGAGAAUGCUGUGCUGAAUGGCCCUCCACGGCUUGGCCGCCUGCCUGAAGAGUCGAUCGCUCAACAAGAGGGCCGUCAGGGGCAUGCCGCUGCAAGCCCUGGUCCUUCUACGCCGGAACAGCAGGUUGACAUCUUUGGCCGAAAGAUCGCGUAUCCUCUGAAUCGGCCUCACUCUCGACCGGAUCCAGAUUCUGUCAGUGUCAUCUCUGCUGCGCAGAGCAUUACAAGCGAGGCGGAUCAGCAGCGAGAGAACUUCUCUUCCCGCAACCGAAACGGUCAUGGGAACAUACUCGCUUGGGACGUGGAGAGCAGGGCAGUGACUCCUCCUCAUCAACGGCAGGCAAGUAACAUUCGGUUCCUGUCCCUCAUUGGCAAUGAAGGAUCCGGGCAUCAUUCGCUGACACCUGCGAUUCAUCAGAUCCUCGGCAUCGCUGGUGGACAUGACGAUCAGAUGAGGAUCAGCGAGCACAGGGCGCACUCCUUCGCGGUCAUGAACGGAACCCAGGAGACGAACGAGAGCCAGGUCUUCAUGUUCAACGGGGAGGAGACAGGCCAACUCCUGACGGCCUUCCUCGCGCAGGACCUGCGUGGCUUCAAGAGGGCCUUGCAAACCUACCGGCAGAACACCUUGCUGCAGCAAGAGUACAGCUUUCCAACAGGGUUUGAGGAACGACAGCGCAGCGACAAGAUCUACGACCUUACGAAGCUCUAUCAGAUGCUGAAAGAAGCUGGUGUCUCGAGGAGAGCGGUGAUCAAGUAUGAGCGCGACCAGACAGAUCGUGCAGACUCGAUGUUCCGCAGAUUUCCAUGGCUCUUCAAGCACGGCUUGGCGGAGUCCAAAAACAGCCAGCGUGGCUUCCAAAGGCUCAUCGAGCGAGAUCUGAAGCAAGUGGAGAAGAUGCAUGUGCCGGUGUUGAGGGUCAGCAUGCACGAGCUGAACCACACCUGCCCAUCCUUCGUUCACCGGGUUUCAGGGUUCCUCAUGCAGAAUGACCUGAUCUCACACGAUCGAAGUGAGCAACACCUGGUCAAUCAGGUUUGCAGGUAG
This is a messenger RNA of Symbiodinium sp. CCMP2456, 1971 nucleotides long. Lineage: Eukaryota; Dinophyceae; Suessiales; Symbiodiniaceae. The record is from the annotation of a GenBank genome assembly.